AAUAUUCUUGACACGUAAAAUAAAAUAAAAUAAGAAAUAUGAGUGUACAUUUUGCAGAGACACGAAUCUCUUGUGUGUUGAGUCUUAAAAAAAACAGACAUCGAAGCUUCUCUUGAAUGGCGUCUAUUUUCAGACCUUCAAUUUCACUAGACCUACGACCAAAGGUGACUUGCACGAAUCUCUCCACAAAAGAACGACUUGAGUUUCACAACAAGAGUCUGAGAAAAGAGAAGCUCAACAUUAGGUUACGUGGAGUUAAAGCUAAUCAAGCACAAGGGACUAGUGUGGUUACAGAAGAGAAAGAGCUUAACAACAAAACCGAUUAUGGAGUUGUAGGGGUUCACCAUGUUGGUCUGCUGUGUGAAAACCUAGAACGGUCACUCGAGUUUUACCAGAAGAUUCUAGGCCUUGAGAUCAACGAGGCGAGGCCACACGAUAAGCUUCCCUAUAGAGGAGCAUGGUUAUGGGUAGGUUCAGAGAUGAUUCAUCUAAUGGAGCUUCCAAAUCCUGAUCCAUUAACUGGUAGACCCGAGCACGGUGGUCGAGAUCGACAUGCUUGUAUCGCAAUCCGAGAUGUUUCAGUUCUGAAAGAGACUCUGGAUAAAGCUGGGAUUGCGUAUACGAUGAGUAAGUCAGGGAGGCCAGCGAUAUUCACUCGUGAUCCAGACACAAACGCUCUUGAGUUUACUCAAGUUUGAUUCUGAGUCUCUCCUCUUUGGUGAUAUAAGUUGUUGAUACUCGAUACUGCUCAAGUCUCACCUCCGAAUUGUGUUAGGAUCAAUUUCCAUUAACCAUCCUACCUUUUUAUUUAUAUCCAUUAAAUGUAUCUGAACAUUACAAUCAAACCAAAAGUAAAAGAUAAGAAGAAUAUGAAAAGUAUUCAUGUGUGA
This is a messenger RNA of Brassica oleracea var. oleracea, 890 nucleotides long. RefSeq lists its product as uncharacterized. The transcript has 4 exons. Bases 117 to 698 code for a protein of 193 amino acids. The record is from RefSeq and is a predicted model, not a curated record. NCBI's taxonomy places the organism in Eukaryota, Viridiplantae, Streptophyta, Magnoliopsida, Brassicales, Brassicaceae.